Messenger RNA from Aphanomyces invadans, 667 nucleotides. Its product is annotated as YjeE family ATPase. The coding region runs from base 14 to 562 and encodes 182 amino acids. The record is from RefSeq and is a predicted model, not a curated record. Lineage: Eukaryota; Oomycota; Saprolegniomycetes; Saprolegniales; Verrucalvaceae. The transcript is spliced from 3 exons. Gene Ontology annotation, biological process: tRNA threonylcarbamoyladenosine modification.
CUUGGCGCCGCCCAUGAUGCAACGAGUCGUGCGCCACCACCAUGUUGCCAUCCGCCGCCACCUCUUCUCGACGUCUCGAUUGAUUCAUGGGGAAGACGAAAUGGAGAGAUUUGGCGCGGCAUUGGCCUCCCAGAUCCCGUCCACCCAAUCGGGCAACGUUCUGCUCCUUCAUGGUGACCUCGGGUGUGGCAAAACGUGCUUUGCCCGCGGAUUUGCGCGAACGUGGUGCAGCGACGCCUCCAUGGACGUGACGUCUCCAACAUACCUUCUCAUCAACACGUACAAUCCUCCGUCUACCUCAAAGCGAAGCACCCUCCAUCACAUGGAUCUAUAUCGCCUCGACCGCGUGACCUCCACGGACGCCGAAGCCCUAGGCCUCGAAGAUGCAUUCACUAACGGAACGAGCAUUGUGGAAUGGCCCGAUCGACUACAAGAGUUGCCGACGCCGAGGCUGGACGUGCAUAUUACGUACACGGACGUGGAAGGUGAACGCGAGGUGCAUGUGGCAGCGCAUGGAGGGAAAUGGGAACGUGUACAAGCAUGGUUUCACGCAGACUCUUAAUUCGUCGGUGCUUGAUACGUAUUCUUGUCGUUCCACUUGUCGAUCAUCUCGUUAAUGUACGCGACGACGGCCGGGUUCGGGUCGAUGAAGAGGUGGUUGUCGUCC